Molecule: messenger RNA, 555 nt
Organism: Paramecium tetraurelia
Lineage: Eukaryota; Ciliophora; Oligohymenophorea; Peniculida; Parameciidae
Exons: 1
Cellular component (GO): nucleosome
Molecular function (GO): DNA binding; structural constituent of chromatin; protein heterodimerization activity
Source: RefSeq, a predicted model, not a curated record
AUGGCAAAUAAAAAGACGACUAAAGAGAAUAAUAACUAAUCAUUUUAAGUGGACAACAACGAAAAGAUGCCAAGCUUUAUGCAUUCAUUAUUUGAUUCUGAUGAAAAAAGUGUUAUUGCAGAAAAAUCAAAUGAAAGAAGCAAAAAAUCUGAAAAAAAAAAAGUAGAAAGGAUCUCAGCAAUUCAAGUAUAAAAGGCAAGGGAUAAGCUUUAAAAGAGAAAUAAACCGAUGUCAAAAGUUUUAUAAGAAAUUAGAUAACUAUAAGCAUCAAGUGUAUUGGUUUGCCGCCGAGCAGGAUUUUAAAGGUUUGUAAGGCAGACAGGAAUCAAGGUAUCGGAUGAACUUGGGUUUAAAGAAUUUAGAUAUUCUAGUAAAUCCUUAGAAUGUCUAUAAACAUUAACUGAAUAAUACAUGGUAGAUUUAUUCGAAGAUUCUGUAUAGUGUACCUUUCAUGCGAAAAGGGUAACAUUGAUGGCAAAAGAUUUAAAUUUAACAGCAAGAAUUCGAGGAAUAGAGCAACCACUUCAAGAAAUAAGAAAUCUUAAACUUCGUUGA